AUUUUUAGGGUGGUGCGGUCGCGGUAAUUCUUAAAAAUUUAGAGUCCGUGAACCAGCAGCUUUAGUUCUAAUCGUGCUUAGUUUUGUUUAUCAGAACCGAUCAUAAUCGAGCAUUCCGUAAUGGAGCCGGACAACGAUAACAACGAAUCUAAACACAGUACACCUGAUACUCUACUGAAGCAAGGUGCGGAGGGUAAGCUAUACAUCGGCCGGUACAAUGGAGCUCGCUGUUUGGUGAAGGAACGUUUCUCCAAGAAGUAUCGCCAUCCGGAUCUGGACGUCCAACUAACCCGGCAGCGUAUAAAAGCUGAACAGAAAGCGUUCGAGCGGUGUAAAACUGCCGGUGUGGCAACGCCUAAACUAAUGGGGGUGGACAUGGCAGGGCGGAAGAUUUUUAUGGAAUACCUCGAACAGGCUAGAACUGCCAAGCAGCUGGUGGACGAAGCCGUAACAGAGGGAAAUACUGGAAAGGUCGAGCAACUGGCAAAAGAGAUAGGUAUAAUAGUGGGGCUGCUGCACGGUCACAAUAUAAUCCAUGGCGAUUUGACUACCUCCAACAUGCUGCUGGAUCCGGUUAUACAGGAAGGAUCAGCUACACUGCCUUAUCGGUUGGUAAUGAUUGAUUUUGGCCUGUCUUAUCAUUCAUUGAACGUAGAGGACAUGGGAGUAGAUUUGUACGUGUUAGAGAGGGCUCUGUUGAGUGCACAUAGUGAGGUGCCGGAAUUCUUUGGCUGGGUGCUGGAGAGCUACAAAGAAAAUAAUAAGUUUAAAGUACCGGAGACUAUCGCCAAGUACGAGGAAGUGCGAGCACGAGGAAGAAAGAGAACCAUGAUUGGAUAAACGUAUUGAUUUAAAAUAUAUGUUUGAUUGUGUAUAAAAGGGAAAAAAGUCGUAAGGAUUUAUAAUCCGAAAGCUUAUCAUUUUGGUGUGCAUUGCAAAUUUGUAUGAUGGACUUUUGGUGCGAUGGUUUGUUUUACAAUUUUGUAAUUCCACUAGUUACGAAGUAAAUGCGCUAUUUACAGUAUUUUAAAUUAAAUGAUUGAAAUGUUGUUUUAGUAUAUGAGUUUAUUUGUAUAUUCACAAUUUAAUAUUCGAGUUGUAGAAAAAUAUUGCGCCUAAUGUUCACUGUACAACAUAUUUAAAAAAUCAGCCUUUGAAAUAAGUUAUGUAUU
Armigeres subalbatus is the source of this 1172-nucleotide messenger RNA. It is a transcript of the gene Prpk, whose product is annotated as EKC/KEOPS complex subunit TP53RK. Gene Ontology annotation, biological process: protein phosphorylation. The record is from RefSeq and is a predicted model, not a curated record. The transcript has a single exon. Lineage: Eukaryota; Metazoa; Arthropoda; Insecta; Diptera; Culicidae. Gene Ontology annotation, molecular function: protein serine/threonine kinase activity; ATP binding. Bases 121 to 840 code for a protein of 239 amino acids. Gene Ontology annotation, cellular component: nucleus; EKC/KEOPS complex; cytosol.